CUGGUUUGGUGUACUCUUUUCAUCAAUGUUUGGCGUCUCGUUUCCAUAACAACAUAAGAUACCAACGGGAAGUAAAGGGGUGUAAUCAUCCUGAAACUGGAAAUGCAGGCUUCUCACGUCGGAGUGGUCAGGGACUCCAUGCUGGCUAAUCCUCUUUUAAUUAGGCCAGCGCUUGGGAAGACCAAGUCUAAAGGGUUGGCAUGUCUUGGACCUGACUUUGUGUACGGAACUGUCACGACCAUCCAGGACGGAGGAGUCUCAGAAGCCUUGUCCAACUGGCGCACACACUCCCUGCCCACUAGUGGCAGUAGUGGCCACUCCAGGAGGCCUGAGAAGGACUUUGUGGCUCUGAACCGCGAGGGGGUGAAGUCCGGCCUGGUGACUGCCAAGGAGCAUUACCAGUACCGCGCCACCCACGACAGGAGACGAGCCGCCCCUGCCAGAAGGGGCUCUCAUCUCCCUGUGCCCCCUCGCAUCCCCCCUGACACUACCUUUGGCAUCUCGACACGGCCAUCCACUCCCAUCUGUGAGCUGCUGGAGCACAAGUAUGCCCAGCACUGGCUAGAGGAGCAGCAGGCCAAGGAGAGAGCCCUGGAGGAGAGGCAGCUCAACAUGCCUAAGCUGGGCCGCAUCCAGGAGACACGGACAACUCUGUUGAGGAAGAGUCGGCCCAUGCCUGAGUCUACCCCGCUGUGGAAGCUUCCCCGCUUCCAGCAGGUUGGCCCAGCUCUGGACACCUUCCGGGAUCCAUAUGCUAGAAAGAAGGCCUUCAGUGCCCACUUCUCAGACUCAGUGGCACAGACAGGACAGCUGGGCCAGGCACCCUAGACUGUGGGUUAAAACAUACAUUAGAGAAGAGUCUAUGUAGUAACUGUUGGGGUAGGGAGUAGGGGGCAAAGUCCUGUUUUCCAAGCGGCCUUAAUCAAAUUGCUCACAGAUACAAUCAACCUAUAUGUAUUACUGAUACUGACAAUGUCAUUAUCAUGGGAUUUUACUGAUUUCUACAACUCCUCAAUAACACCUUGUACUUUGAGUUUUUCGACAAAAGAACUGAUAUUGUACUUUUGGCCGAACCUACACUGUUACCACCACAAGGAUUUGUAAUAUCAUGUUUGUAGAUGACACUACUCUUUAACUCUGUGAGAAGGUAAAGUACAAAACACUAAAAUGCUGUGAAAACGUGUUCCUGGAAAAAAUAAAGGAGAAAUAUUUUUAGUUAAUCAAAUACACUAACAUAUUAGUGAGUGCAGUUUUGUGUUUCUAUUAACAAGGAGGUAGAAAAUCUAAUGCUUCACUUUUCACUGUUUGUUAUUAGGUCAUAGCUUGGCUAUAAAUCUUUUUCUCUGGUUGUGUUCCAAGUAUAAAAUAUUUGAUGGAAAAGUCAAACUGAUUUAGCUUCAUUU
Molecule: messenger RNA, 1403 nt
Organism: Coregonus clupeaformis (lake whitefish)
Lineage: Eukaryota; Metazoa; Chordata; Actinopteri; Salmoniformes; Salmonidae
Gene: cfap77
Product: cilia and flagella associated protein 77
Exons: 7
Coding region: 103-828 (241 amino acids)
Source: RefSeq, a predicted model, not a curated record